This is a messenger RNA of Cyprinodon variegatus (sheepshead minnow), 1379 nucleotides long. Its product is annotated as olfactory receptor 11A1-like. The transcript has a single exon. Gene Ontology annotation, biological process: G protein-coupled receptor signaling pathway. NCBI's taxonomy places the organism in Eukaryota, Metazoa, Chordata, Actinopteri, Cyprinodontiformes, Cyprinodontidae. The record is from RefSeq and is a predicted model, not a curated record. Gene Ontology annotation, molecular function: olfactory receptor activity; G protein-coupled receptor activity. Gene Ontology annotation, cellular component: membrane. The coding region runs from base 166 to 1131 and encodes 321 amino acids.
CUGUGUGGCUUUUCCACAGUUUAUUGAUUGAUCUCUUCUUGCUUUGUAAAAACACACACCAUUUAUAUAUUUGAUAUUGUGUUAAUGUGUUAAUUUUAUUAACUAUUUUAGUUACAGAUAUAUAUACAGAUGGAUAUUUUUGGUCAAUAGUUCACCUACUGAGUCAUGAUUAUGAUUGAAUUACAAACUAAUACAAGGAUGAAAAUGAAUUCCACUCAGGUUUUAUAUUUCACUCUAACUGCCUACAUUGACACAGGUUCAUUGAAGUACUUCUCUUUCUUCAUCGUCCUGUUUCUGUAUGUUUUAAUCGUUGGUUCUAAUGUUCUACUGAUCAUUGUUAUCUGUGUGAACAGGAGCUUACAUGAGCCUAUGUACAUGUUUCUGUGCAGCCUGUUAGUCAAUGAACUGUACGGCAGCACAAGCUUGUUUCCCUUCAUGCUGCUUCACAUCCUCUCUGAUGUUCACAAUAUUUCUGUUCCUCUUUGUUUCCUACAGGUUUUCUGUGUUUAUAGUUAUGCAACUGUAGAGUUUACCAGCUUAGCAGUUAUGUCCUAUGACAGAUAUGUUGCUAUCUGUCAUCCUCUGCAGUAUAAUUCACUGAUGACUUCCAAGAAAAUUGCCUUCCUGGUGUCCAUUACUUGGCUUCCACCAUUUUUAGCUGCUGGGGGCGGAAUCAUUUUAGGCUCCUCUCUGCGGCUUUGUGGAAAUAUCAUGGAUACAAUUUACUGUGGUAAUUACUCCAUCAUUAAACUGGCUUGCAAAGAGCCCAGGGUCAAUAACAUCUAUGAACUUCUCAUGACUUUUCUCACAGUUUCUGUUCCUCUGCCUGUGAUUCUCUACACCUACAUGAGGAUCCUUAAGGUGUGUUUUUCUGGAUCCAAACAGACCCGACAGAAAGCUUUCAGUACCUGCAUUCCUCACCUCGCUUCGGUUAUCAAUUUCUCUUUUGGUGUUUCCUUUGAAAUCAUACAGAGCAGAUUUAACAUGACUCAUGUUCCUGGAAUGCUGAGAAUAUUUUUAGCACUUUAUUUUCUUACUGGACAGCCUCUCUUUAACCCCGUUCUAUACGGCCUGAAUAUGUCCAAAAUACGCAGCCUGUGUAAGAAGCUGGUUCUGAGAUGGGCAUCAUAAAGCUAGUUUGUUUUCAUAUAAAAAAUAAGAUUUGCAAAAUUGAUUUUUUAUUUUACAUGCGAUUGUAAUAUUUAAUUGCAAAAAGAAAUUUGGUAAGGAGUUUAAAUUCCUCUGCAAAUAUUUACUAAAAAUUAUGGAAACAAACCUUUGACCUUUUAACCUAAAUUUAUAAGCACGUACCUUAAACCGACAAAGUUUAGUAUAAUAUGUACACACAGAGUGUAUACAGAAUGAAUGUUUGAUGCAUA